UGAGCAGACAGCCGGUGACCUGGGAGCCGAUCCGCACCCGGCCCGGCCGGCCGCGCAACCGCAAGCAGGAUCGGAUCCCCGAUGCCGGCCGCUCGCCGGCGAUCGAUCGGACCGAGGCGCGCACGAGCGUCAGACCGCUGACUCUCGCCUCCAUCUGAAAGCAUUUCUUUUCCCAGUUUUUUAAGCAGGAAUCGGUGGCCUGUCCGCGUCUUCCCUGUCGCGGCAGAAAAACAAAUGAAUCCGGCCUGAAAAGGCCGCGCCUCCCUCCCUCCCGUCCCCAUCCCCUGAUCGGGUCGCCUCCCCCUCCCCCGUCGCAUCUCCAUUCCCGAGCUGCCACCGGGCUCGCUGUCGACCGUCUCUCCGUCCCUGACCCCGAGCCAAGCUCCCCCAUCCUUCCAUUUUCCCCUACUUCCCGAAAGGUCGCGAAAAUCUGACACUCACUGUCUGUCUGUUCUUGGCGAGUUCCUUGCCCGAGGUUCUUUGCUGGUGUGAUUGGUUGGUAGGCCAGUCUUGUCGUCAUUUCUAGUUGCUACUUUGGUUGGGUUUCUUGCUGGAGCGUGCCUCCUCUCCCGUCUCGUUGACUCGCGCAUUCCGUCGAGCACCUCCCGCGCGCCGCCGACUCUGGAGAUUUCACGGUUUAUUCAGUGAACGGGCAGAGUUUACUGGUUUCUUUGGAGCCCACCUCCAUGCGGCUACCAGCGCGGGCUUCUUGUGGAUGGACUACACCGGUUGCUGCAUGUUGAAAUCAUGAAGGUCUCUCAGUAUUGCCAGUGCGAGUUUUUUUGAUUCGGCAGACAGUAUCGGUGAAUUACCUGACACGAUAGACCUUGCGCACAAGCAUAGGAUCGGCGGUGCUGGGGAGACUACGAUGGAUGAUUUGGAGUUUGGGAACCAGUCCUUUAUGCUGUCCUCCAAGGAUGAUAGUUUCCUUUUUCCGGGGAGCAGUAUGCGGCACGAAUCAACGUCAGAAGAGACAACCGUGUCUGGGAAAAUGGCAGCGUCUGAGUCGAGGAAGGACAGAUUAGGGAACAAUGGAACAAGCAAGGUUUCCAGAACGGGUUCAGGGCUUGGCGCUGCCGGGUAUGGGAGAGCAGUGGAGAUUCUGGACACACUAGGCUGUCUGAUGACAACCUUGACUCCAGAUGGUGGCUUUACUUCUAGAGCGACCAAAGGGACCCAGAUAUCAAUUCUAGCUUUUGAGGUGGCUAACACGGUACUGAAAGGAGCGAGCGUUAUGCAAUCUCUCUCCGAAGACUCUGUUACAUACUUCAAACAAGUGGUGCUUCCUUCUGAAGGCGUGCAGAGUUUGAUUUCAAGUGACAUGGAUGAGUUGAUGCGGAUUGUAGCUAAUGACAAAAGGGAAGAGCUGAGAAUAUUUUCACAAGAGAUUGUCAGGUUUGGCAACCGUUGCAAAAAUGCGCAAUGGCAUAAUCUGGACCGCUAUUUUGUCAAACUAGAAUCCGAAAACGUACCACAGAAGCAGCUGAAAGAAACAGCCACAGUAGAGAUGCAAAAGUUGAUGACUCUUGUUCAGCGUACAACUGAUUUGUAUCACGAGCUACAUGCCUUAGAUAGAUUUGAGCAAGAUUACCGUUGUCAACAGAAGGGAAAUGAAACUUCAAAUAAGGUUGAAAAAGGAGACAAUGUUCAAGUUCUGAGACUGGAGUUGAAGACCCAAAGAGGUUACGUGAAGAGCUUGAAGAAAAGAUCUUUGUGGUCAAAGACAUUGGAGGAUGUUGUUGAGAAGCUUGUUGACAUUGUGCAGUAUUUACAUGCUGAGAUCAAUAUCUCAUUUGGAACUUCUGAUGUAGGUGAACUGAGUUCUGAAUCAACAGUGGACUCUCUAAGACUAGGACCUGCGGGACUUGCAUUGCACUAUGCAAACACUAUCAUACAGAUCUAUGGCAUUGUUUCUCGAUCAGGGUAUGUACCUGCAAAUUCAAGAGAUGCCCUCUACCAAGGGUUGCCACCAAGGGUCAGGUUGGCUCUACCAAAUAGAUUAAGAACUUCCUCAAUACCUCGGGAGCUCACUAUUGACCAAAUAAGGUCAAUGAUGGAGAAAACUCUGAAAUGGCUUGUUCCAAUGGCCAUCAAUACCACCUGUGCCCGAGGCUUCUUGAGGUUUAGUGAAUGGGCAAAAUCAGGGACCGAGCGUGUUGGAAGAGGACCAGGUCGACCGGACGUGAUCGAGACACUCUACCAUGCUGACAAGACAAGGACGGAGGCUUACAUACUGGAGUUGGUCGUCUGGCUUCACCACCUUGUCAGCCAGAGUAACCGGCCAGCAAAUGUUAAAUAGCAAUCCAUUUAACCGGCAGCAGGUCACUGGGUCCUGAAAAAGCUAUCACUACACAGAAGCCGUGGCCUGGAAACACGCAGGUCCUAUGAUCUGUUUGGUUUUCGUUGCUAGGCUGUAGAUGGGAACUGUGCUGUUCUUACCCAGGGAGGACCUGAAUCGAUUAAGUAGGAAAAGGAGAGCUUCUCCUUUGAUCUUUUGGUUUCUGUGAGGGUUCUUUUGUAAUAGUUUUUCAUAUAUAUGGUGUUGGCAUUGGUCCGUACGAAAGGUAAUAACGGCUCGAAAGAUAAUGGCAAAGAAAAACAUAAUCCUGUACCUAACAUGAGUAUGUAUGCAUGCAGAAGCUGCUAAAGAUUUGGUUGGUGUCAGUGUGUCA
Lolium perenne is the source of this 2672-nucleotide messenger RNA. Its product is annotated as protein PSK SIMULATOR 1. Gene Ontology annotation, biological process: positive regulation of growth. Lineage: Eukaryota; Viridiplantae; Streptophyta; Magnoliopsida; Poales; Poaceae. The record is from RefSeq and is a predicted model, not a curated record.